This is a messenger RNA of Branchiostoma floridae (Florida lancelet), 922 nucleotides long. Its product is annotated as oligosaccharyltransferase complex subunit ostc-B. The transcript has 4 exons. Gene Ontology annotation, cellular component: oligosaccharyltransferase complex. The record is from RefSeq and is a predicted model, not a curated record. Bases 228 to 677 code for a protein of 149 amino acids. Lineage: Eukaryota; Metazoa; Chordata; Leptocardii; Amphioxiformes; Branchiostomatidae.
ACCACAAAGGUAUAAAAAUCCAUAAAAACACUAACAUAUUUUCCAUUCUGCGUAAAACCGUGUAACAUAUAUGAAGCGUCUUGAUCAUUUGUAAUAAUCUACAUAUACACCGUUUUAACAAGGGUUUGAUCUUAUUACAUUUUAAGUCUUUUAUUUUUGAGAUCAUUGUGCCUCAACAGGCUAUCUAGGAGUGCCAUAAGUAGUCUUUCUUUCGCAGCUGAUCCAAGAUGGAGGCACUUUACUCUAUCCCGUUCUCAGUGUUGGAAUGCCCCAAUUUAAAGCUCAAGAAACCAUCUUGGGUGAGGGCUCCGUCUGCCAUGGUGGUGUACGGAUUCGUGCUUGUUUCAUACUUCCUCGUGACAGGAGGUAUCAUCUAUGACGUGAUUGUGGAGCCUCCAAGUGUUGGUUCGACCACUGAUGAAAAUGGACAUGCAAAACCAGUAGCCUUCUUGGCCUACAGAGUAAAUGGACAGUACAUCAUCGAGGGUCUGGUGUCCAGUUUCCUCUUCACUCUGGGUGGCCUGGGGUUCGUGGUGCUGGACAAGUCCAACGCUCCCAACCUCCCCAAACUCAACCGCUUCCUGCUCAUGUUCAUCGGCUUUGUCUGUGUUCUCAUCAGCUUCUUCAUGGCCAGGGUCUUCAUGAGGAUGAAACUUCCAGGUUACCUGUCUGGCUGAGGGGGAGCCACAGAGACUGCCAUGCUGAGGAAACAACAGGUGGUUGGAAGGCAUCAAUAGAUGGUUAACUGUCCACAAUCAUCCACAUUAAUGAGCACAAUAUUACCCAUACUUCAGUGUCAAUAAUCUACAACAUGUCAAAAAAGAUAGAAAAAAAGAUCCAGCCAAUCGUGGAGUAGACUUUGAGUAUUUAAAUCAAAAUAGAUUUGUAUUGAAUAAAAGGGCAGAUUUUAUACGCGACAAAA